GGCAGGUAACUCCCUCCUUGAAUACACAUUUGCUGAUUCCCCAUCACCUUCAAGAAACAGUUGGGGAGCUCAGAGAAACUCGAGUGGAUCCACCACUGUGAAUAUGACCUUCUUCACCCCUAAUGAUGCAGUUAUUGGACGAUAUGUUUUAUACUUGACUAGUGGAGGCUCCAGACGUAUCGGGGAGUUCUAUCUGCUGUUCAACCCUUGGGCUCCAGGUGAUAUGGUUUACAUAGCAGAUCAAUCCCAAAGACAGGAGUAUGUGAUGUCGGAAUUUGGUCUUAUCUAUGGUGGGGACUCCAACUCUCCCUCUCAGUUUCCUUGGAACUAUGGGCAGUUUCAGGGACAGAAUCUCUACAUCACUCUCGCACUACUGGAUUCAUCUCUGAGUUUUCGCAGAAAUGCUUCUGAGGAUGUCAGAAAACGCAACAACCCUUUACAUAUCGCCAGAGUCCUGAGUGCUAUAGUGAAUAGUAAAGAUGAUAAUGGAGUGGUGAUGGGUGACUGGAGUGGAGAGUAUUCUGGUGGUACCAAUCCCAGUGCCUGGAAUGGAAGCACAAGCCUUCUGAAGAGCUGGUUUGAACGUAGGCAGCCAGUAAAAUAUGGACAGUGCUGGGUCUUUGCUGGUGUUCUGUGUACAGUCAGCAGAGCCCUGGGAUUACCCUGCCGAGUGAUUACUAACUACAAUUCUGCCCAUGACACAAAUGGUGACUUGAGCAUUGAAAAAUACUUUACUGAAUCAGGAGAUCCAGUUGAGAUCAGCGAUGACAGUAUUUGGAAUUUUCAUUGCUGGAAUGAAUUGUGGUGCACUCGACCUGAUAUUAGUAGUGCUUAUAAUGGAUGGCAAAUUUUUGAUUCAACUCCUCAAGAAACAAGUGAUGGUAUUUUCCAACUAGGUCCAGCAUCUCAAGUUGCAAUAAGAGAAGGAGAUUUGGAUAAGUCUUAUGACACUCAAUUUGUAUUUUCGGAGGUGAAUGCAGAUGUCAGCUACUAUGUCGUAAAAGGGAACAAUUCAAAAUUUAAAUCAAGGACAAACACAGCAGAAGUGGGCACAUUAAUCUGCACAAAAGCUGUGGGCAUAUCUGAUUACGAAAAUAUCACUCAUUUGUAUAAGUACCUAGAAGGCUCUGGAAAAGAGAGAGAAAUUUACCGGAAAGCUCAGCAGAUAGUUGGUGUAAGUUCUGGAUUCAUGGCAUUUUCUGCUGACGGAUCUCCAGCUGCCGCGUCCGCUAGAGAACAGGAUGUUUCUGGAGCAAUAACCUUUUCUGGAACACCUACAGUUGGGGAAGAUAUCACUGCAAUCCUGACUUUAACAAAUUUGAAACCCACAAUCAAAAAUGUAACUGUCAACAUAUGUGUGUCUGCUAUUGUGUACACCAAAGCAGUGAGACACUCUGUUCUCAAGCAAACUGUCAACGUGCAACUCAACCCAAAUGAAGGUGGGGGGCAGGGAUUUCCUGCUUGCUUGUCCUGCAUACCAACUAAAAAGAAAAAAAAGUUUGUGAAAGAGGUCCCAAUUCAUGUUAAAUACUCUGAAUAUGAAAAAGCAUUGACGACGGAUAACAUGAUCCAUGUAAUGGCCGUGUGUCAGGUUGAAGGCUGGGGGGAUCUGUUGGUGGAAGGUACCGUCACUUUGAAGACACCACGUCUUAUAGUUCAGGCUGUUGGACCAGUCGAGUUGGGAAAAUCAGCGACUAUAGAAGUUACAUUUACUAAUCCUCUUCAAGUCGCAGUAAAUGAAUGUGUGCUCACAGCAGAGGGUAGUGGUUUAACAGAAAAUGAAGUUAGGAAGAGUGUUGGUACCUUGGAACCUGGAAAAUCGAUUACCUUUACCGUGGACAUCAAGCCUUUUGCAUCUGGAGAGAAACAUUUGUUACUCAAUUUAUCAUGUGACAAAUAUAGUGAUAUUAAGGAAUUUGUAACUGUGCCCGUGUCAGAACAUCCUUCAUAACCCCGACUGCAAUAACAACUUUAUUGUAUUAUUUGGUUAUUCAGUGCCUAUCUGUUCCUACCAGUAAGUGUUAAAAAUAAAGA
Nanorana parkeri is the source of this 2034-nucleotide messenger RNA. Its product is annotated as protein-glutamine gamma-glutamyltransferase E-like. The record is from RefSeq and is a predicted model, not a curated record. Gene Ontology annotation, biological process: peptide cross-linking. Bases 104 to 1951 code for a protein of 615 amino acids. Gene Ontology annotation, molecular function: protein-glutamine gamma-glutamyltransferase activity. Lineage: Eukaryota; Metazoa; Chordata; Amphibia; Anura; Dicroglossidae. The transcript is spliced from 13 exons.